AACAGGCGCACAGCUGAUUGCUUGGUUUAUCACGCUUGCGGACUUGGAGGUGCUUUUUUUGAUUCAGUUAUUUACAAAGUUUGCUCAAACAUAAAAACGCCAGCGGAAUUGCGUGUCGCACAAAUGUGUGAGCAAAGCGAUAGCAAACAGUAGAACGCUUGUUGCAGGUAAAACACAACACACAUUGCUGGCAUGGACGAGCUGGACAAUAGGACGACGCAGCAGCCCAUAGCAGAUGCACUGGCAGCUCCAACCGCACCUGCAACUGGUUCACAGAGCGACUCAUCCGAGGAGGAGGAAUAUUUGGAUAACAGCAUCGAGCUGCGUGGCUACUUAAGCAAGUGGACCAAUUAUAUAUACGGUUGGCAGCCACGCUAUAUUGUGCUCAAGGAUGGCACGCUCUCCUACUACAAAUCCGAAUCGGAGUCGGACUUUGGUUGCCGCGGCGCCAUUAGCUUGUCCAAGGCGACCAUUAAGGCACACGAGUCGGAUGAGCUGCGCUUCGAUGUGGUUGUCAAUAAUCUGAACAAUUGGUGCCUGCGUGCCGAGACGAGCGAGGAUCGCAUGCAUUGGGUGGAGGUGCUGCAGCUGUAUAAGGAGGGCACCGGCAGCACGGAUACUACAUCGUUGCGUCGACACGGCAGCAGCAUGUCCCUGCAGUCCAACACCAUUUCAUUGGCCAGCGGCGGCAGCCUGAAAAAGACUCAACGCAAUCUGCGUGAAAAGGUUGGCGAACUGGAGACCUUCAAGGAUAUACUCUUUGUGCAAAUUGAGACGCUGCAGCGUUACUUUGACGCCUGCUCCGAGCUGAACAAAGCCAAUGCACAACCACUCGACUUGGGCGACGGCUUAAAGCCCAUCGAUUUCAAGGGCGAGUCCAUUACAUUUCGUGCUACAACAUCUGGAGUGCUGAGCACAUUGCAGCAUUGCCUGGAAAUUAUAGCUGAGAAUGAUGAAUCAUGGAAACGUAAACUGGAGCGCGAAAUAGAUAAACGACGUCGCUCGGACGAGCAAAAUAGAAAGUUCAAGGAGGAAAUUGAGAAGCUAAAACGUUUAUCGUAUCCCGGCCCAGACUUUGAGGAGGGUCCACAUUCCACAUUGCCAGAGGAUGAGUUCUUCGACGCCGUAGAGACGGGCUUGGAGAAAAUCGAGGAGGACAUGCAGAUGCGCUUUAAACUGAGACUCCAGUCGCAAAUCUCACAGACGCUGGUCAAUGUGCCGCACGAGGCCGUGGCGGAGGGUGAGGAGGCGCGCGAGGAGUUCGGCACCGGGGCCGAGGCCAAGUCCCAUGCACUCUGGCCGGAGAUUGAUCGCGUGUGCAAGGAGCAGCUGCACUAUGCGCGCGAGGGCGUCGGCCAGGAUGGCAAUGGCUGGCAAAUCUUUGCCGACGAAGGGGAAAUCAAAAUGUACAAGCGCGAGGAGGAAGUCAAUGGCAUGGUUAUGGAUCCGCUAAAAGCCUAUCACUCAGUCAAGGGCGUGACAGCGCGCGAAAUGUGCCAUUAUUUCUUUAUGCCCGAGUUCCGCAACGACUGGGAGACUACACUGGAGGACUGCACCAUAUUGGAGAAAAUCUCAGCGGACACAUUGCUCUUUUUGCAGACACACAAGCGCAUUUGGCCAGCCAGCCAGCGCGAUGCACAAUUCUGGUCGCAUAUGCGCAAAAUCACCGAUGGCCUCGAGCCGGGCACACGCGACAUGUGGGUGGUGUGCAACAACUCAACGGAGUAUGCCAAACAGGAGUCGAAGAACGGCAAAUGCGUUCGCAUCUUUCUGACGGUCAUACUCGCCUGCCAAACACAUCUGCCCGAUGAUUAUGUCAAGGGACAGCCACUGAAUCGUGAUGACUUAACCUGCAAAGUAACCUACUGUUCCGUGGUUAAUCCCGGUGGCUGGGCUCCAGCGAGCGCCCUGCGCGCUGUCUAUAAGCGUGAAUAUCCCAAGUUUCUUAAACGUUUUACCGGCUAUGUGAUAGACCAGUGCAAGGAUAAGCCGAUUAUGUUCUGAUAUUUGCCAUACGUAACAA
Molecule: messenger RNA, 2023 nt
Organism: Drosophila hydei
Lineage: Eukaryota; Metazoa; Arthropoda; Insecta; Diptera; Drosophilidae
Gene: cert
Product: collagen type IV alpha-3-binding protein
Exons: 10
Coding region: 193-2004 (603 amino acids)
Biological process (GO): ER to Golgi ceramide transport
Cellular component (GO): Golgi apparatus
Molecular function (GO): phosphatidylinositol-4-phosphate binding
Source: RefSeq, a predicted model, not a curated record